CAGCAAACAGGUGGUUGAUCAAAUUAAAUAGGGGAUUUUUCGCUGUUAGAUAAACAAUGGGAGAUCAGAACAAGAAAUAUUAUUUUGCCGACUUAGAAAAGAUGAGUUCAGAUGAACACAUGAAUGAAGAUGUGCAGGAUAUUGCUUGUCCUCGUUUAGUUUUGGAGUAUAAUAAGCACAUGGGUUAUGUAGAUAAACUAGACAUGUUGAAGUCAAUUUAUGAAUUAGAUCGAAAAUCUAAAAAGUAGUGGCUGCGCAUUUUUUGGUAUUUACUUGACAUAUCCCUAGUGAAUGCAUACAUAAUUUUCAAGAACCGAAAUACUACGACUAAGUCCGGCAAAUGUA
This is a messenger RNA of Acanthoscelides obtectus, 345 nucleotides long. NCBI's taxonomy places the organism in Eukaryota, Metazoa, Arthropoda, Insecta, Coleoptera, Chrysomelidae. The record is from the annotation of a GenBank genome assembly.